AUGCCUGUCUUUGACACUGCUGUCUUCCCCUAUUCCCUUGUCACCUACAGCCCAUCAGGCACCCCUGGCUCUUCUAGGGAUACAUGUGGUGCAGUGGGCCCCUUUCCCCACCCCCUCAUCCCCAUCACCACAGAGCCUGUGGUGGUUGGGGUGGUAGUUGUGGUCAGGCCCUCAUUUGGACUCCCCAUGCCCACUUGCAACCUUGUAUCCUCCCUGCACCCUCUGUGGCCGGACCUAGACAUCACAAACAAAUUGGAGGUGGAGUCUUCGUUUAUUGAAAAAGUGCUGAAGAAACUUUUUCCUAAUGUUCCAAAUGGCCAAGACAAGAUUGCACCAGUGACUCUGGCCUCAGAAGAAACACCUGAAAAGGUGAAACCUAAGAAAGUGAAAGUCAAGACAGUUCAACCAUUCACAGAUGGUGACGCUAAGAUCCAGUCUGAAAGACGACUGUAUACAGUAAGUCUGCCUCCUGUGGGAUAUAUUCCAGAUUUGCCAGAGUUGAACAUUCGCGUGGAUUCUGAGAACUCUUCCAGCAAUGAUGACAGAGAAGAUGAGGAUCUUCAUGAUCAACCAAAGAGAAAAAGAUUUAGAAAGCAUAAAUCAAAGAAAAAUUUAAAACUUCCUAAGAGUGCCCAUGUAGAACAAGCAGAAUUAGAGAAACAGCAGCGUCUUUUACAAGAAAAAAUACAGCCACAGUACACAGAUGGCCCCACAAUAAGCAAAAAUAAAAAAAGGAAACUGAAAAAGAAGCAGCAGAUUAAAAAGAAGAAAGCAGCUGGCUUACUAACAAAAGCCCCUGGCAUCAAUUUCAUGUACCAGCCUGAGGAGAGCAACAGUGAACAAGAGGAAUUAAGAAAUACUGAUGAAGAAGAUGCUAAAGACACCAACAAGGAAGACGUUAAAGAUACCAGUGAGGAAGAUGUUAACGACACCAAUGAGGAAGACGUUAAAAGUAUCAAUGAAAAGGCAGAUGGUAUCCUAAACUUCUUGAAGUCAACACAGGAAAUUUAUUUUUAUGAUAGUAUCUCCAAAGAUUCCGAUUCAGCUGUUUUUAUGGAAGCCACCGAAGAGCUGUUUAAACAUCUUGAAUCUCACAGUGUGUCUCCCUCAGAUGUGUUCAUCCUGGAUCACAUGAAAGCGCUGUUACUUUUGCAGGAUACUGAAAGAUUGAAGAGUGCUCUGGAAAUGUUCCCAGAACAUUGCAUGAUGCCUCUUGAUCAUGUCAAAAUAAUCUCAACUUUCUUUAAUUAUUGGAUUACGCAUAUUCUUCCUGAGAGGAACAGUGAAUAA
Orycteropus afer afer is the source of this 1290-nucleotide messenger RNA. It is a transcript of the gene ERICH1, whose product is annotated as glutamate rich 1. The transcript has 7 exons. Lineage: Eukaryota; Metazoa; Chordata; Mammalia; Tubulidentata; Orycteropodidae. The record is from RefSeq and is a predicted model, not a curated record. Bases 1 to 1290 code for a protein of 429 amino acids.